UUCACUAUCUUAUCAUCAUUAGUAGAUUAGUAUCACAAUUCAUAACCAUAUAUAACACACUCUCUAUCUUUGGGCUGAGGAUAUUAUAUUAAUACCCUCACCCUCUUCCCAUCUCUUCCUUCCUAUAAUACCUUCUCAAAUCUCAAUCAACAAUAUCACAUGAUUCAUCGUUAUGAUUUUCUCUUUGUAUUUUCAGAUCAUUCUCUCCUUUUCUCUCUCUUUUCUUUUUCAUCUUUUUAACUUCAAGAAACACUUUCACUCUUUCUUCACCACCACCACCAACAAUAAUAAUCAUAAAUGCCCCAACCCUAACUCUACCUAUCCAGUUUCAUCUAAAUCAAAGCUUUUGAUCUCUCUUCCACCGCAUUCAAUGAUCCAUGAUAAUAUGGAGCCGUCGAUGGUUUGUACAGAGGGUAUUGGAUUUGAAAGCAUGCAGUUGGUAGAUGAUUAUGAUUAUUCGAUAAUAGAUGAAAAUAAUGAAGGUGAUGAAUAUUAUUGGAAGACUACUAGGGUUGUAGAAGAAGAAGAAGAAGAAGAAGAAGAAGAAGAAGAAGGUGUAAAUGGUAAUAAUAAGUUUCCGCCGCCGCUUUCAACGUUAGGCAGUAACGGUCUACCAAAUUAUAUUCUGUUACCGGUGAGGAUGAACGGAAGAUUACAACUCAACAAAAAGAAAGUAAAAAGACCUAAAACUGUUUAUGCGGAUAGAGAAGAUGGGCGGUUGAGAUUGUUUCUUGUUACAGAUGAAUGUUAUAUAGAAGAUGAUGAAGUGGAACAAGAGGAAGAGGAAAUGGUUGAAGAGAGUAGGUAUGAAUAUGAGGAAGAUGAUAGGGUUAGAGAGUGGAAUAAUAAUGAAAAGUAUAGAAAGAGGUAUCACUGUCACCACCAAUUGGUGGAUAAUAUUCAUGGAAGUCAUGGCAAUCUACUCAUGUAUGGAGUUGGUAUUGUAUGAUGAUUAAGUAUAUACAUUGGAAUUGCAAGUUUUGUGGCCUCAUUUGUGUUGGUGUUGUUGUACUUCUUUCCAACUUCUAGUUUUUUGUCAUACUUGUAUUUUGUGAUAAAGGCUAGAUAGAGGUUCUAUGUUGUACUCGAUGUGUAUACAUAAUAAAUAAAAGGUGUUUUAAUAUAA
This is a messenger RNA of Vicia villosa (hairy vetch), 1126 nucleotides long. RefSeq names its product protein FANTASTIC FOUR 3-like. The record is from RefSeq and is a predicted model, not a curated record. NCBI's taxonomy places the organism in Eukaryota, Viridiplantae, Streptophyta, Magnoliopsida, Fabales, Fabaceae. The transcript has a single exon. Bases 173 to 949 code for a protein of 258 amino acids.